CUCUCUAUUUGACAGAACCCCAAGAAACAUAGCUGCUUCACUCUCCACCAGGAUUACAUUGUGAUUGGACACAGAACCGUCUCCCUGCCAAUGACAGCUCUUUAGAGGGGAAAUUUCCCUGUCCACCAUAGUCAUUAGCUGAGCUGGACUUGAGAUCACAAUGAUGAAAAUGAUCUGAGGGAGUCUUCCUCCUCAGGUGUAGGAGGCGGGCCCUGUCCUUUCCCAUCCCCUUGACACACCCAUUAAUAUGAACCAUGGACCCAGGAGCAGUUGACAGUCCCGUCACCUUAGUCAUCAAGGCCCCCAACCAGAAGUAUGACGACCAGACAAUAAACUGUUUUCUCAACUGGACGGUGGAGAAACUGAAGAGUCACAUCUCGAACGUGUACCCAAGCAAGCCGGUGAGUGGGUACUGCCAUUUUUUUGUUUUUUUGCUGAAACAUGAGGUGAUGGCGGUGGAUGAAUGGCACGACAAUGGGCCUUAGGAUCUUGACACAGUAUCUCUGUGCAUUCAAAUUGCCGUCGAUAAAAUGCAAUUGUGUUCAUUGUCCGUAGCUUAUGCCUGCCCAUACCAUAACCCCACCGCCACCAUGGGGCACUCUGUUCACAACGUUGACUUCAGCAAACCGCUCACCCACACAACGCCAUACACGUGGUCUGCGGUUGUGAGGCUGGUUGGACGUACUGACAAAUUCUCUAAAACGACGUUGGAGGCAGCUUAUGGUAGAGAA
Salmo salar (Atlantic salmon) is the source of this 731-nucleotide messenger RNA. RefSeq names its product Homocysteine-responsive endoplasmic reticulum-resident ubiquitin-like domain member 2 protein (gene herp2). The record is from RefSeq and is marked provisional. Gene Ontology annotation, biological process: endoplasmic reticulum unfolded protein response. NCBI's taxonomy places the organism in Eukaryota, Metazoa, Chordata, Actinopteri, Salmoniformes, Salmonidae.